UUCGUGGUGUCACGUGGUUUACCAAAAUGGCUGCCUCCAGUGAAAGUGUGGGAUCGUCUCCUUCAUCAGAAGGCUGGUCUAAAUGGCAGAUUGGAUUGGCUGUUGGUGUCCCAGCAGUUGUUGUGGGUGGCUACUUACUGUACAAGAGAAGAAAGAACAAAAAAUCCGACAAAGAACAAUCGUCAAAUGGAGCCAAAAAGAAAUCAAGCACCGGCGAAGAUAAGUCGGUUAAAGAUAAAUUGGAAUCACAAAAUGAACUAGAAAAGGAUUUGUCACCUCUCGAGAAAGCCCAAGCAGACAAAAAUAAAGGAAACAAAUAUUUCAAAGGAGGACGUUAUGACCAGGCUAUAAAUUGUUACACAGACGCUAUCAAAGUUUGUCCACCAGAGGAAAAACAAGAUUUAGCAACAUUUUACCACAAUAGAGCUGCAGCAUAUGAAAAGCUUAUGAAUCUGAAGAUGGUUGUUGAGGAUUGUACAGAGGCUUUGAAAAACAAUAGUAAAUAUACAAAAUGUCUAAUGAGGAGGGCUAAUGCUGCUGAACAACUAGGAGAUUUAACACAGGCUUUAGAAGAUGUGACAGCUCUGUGUAUAUUAGAGGGAUUCCAGAAUCCUAAAUCACUAAUGACAGCUGAUCGAGUAUUGAAACAAUUAGGACAAUCAAAAGCCAAAGAAACAUAUGCUAAUAGAAAACCAACAAUGCCAUCAAAACAUUUUAUUAGAACAUAUUUAAAGGCGUUUACCCAGGAUCCAGUGAUCAAUGAAGCUGGAACCUUGGAACAGUCAUCUGUACAGAAUGGUGAGACAGACAUUCCAGACACAGACAGCCCCUAUUAUGAAGCUCUCAGACAGAUGAAUGCAGAGAAAUUUGAAGAAAUCAUUCCAAACUGUACCAAGGAGAUAGAAAAUGAUCAGUCAUGUAAAUGUGUGGAAGCUAGACUUCUGAGGGCCACAUUUUACUUCCUGGGUGGAGAAACAGAGGAAUCAUUGGCUGAUUUUAAAAUGUUGACAGAGGAUGAUGUCAAUAAAAAGAUAAGAGUUAAUGCUUUGAUAAAGAAAGGCAGUAUAUUCAUACAACAAGGCAAACAAACUGAUGGAUUGGACUGUUUUGCUAAAGCCGUGAGGUUAGAUCCUGAUAAUGCUGAUAUCUAUCAUCAUAGAGGUCAUCACAACAUACAGUUAGAUAGAGUAGAUGAUGCCAUCAGAGAUUUAGAGUUUGCUGUAUCUAAAUGUCCAACUUUUGCAGCAUCACAUGUACAAAAAUCAUUUGCUGAGCACAGAAAGUCAGCUGAAAUGAUAGCUAAUUCAGGUGCCAAAAUUCCUUUACCUCAAACUGUGAUAGAUUCGUAUAAAAAUAAUGUUACCAUGUUCCCUGAUAAUGGAGAUGCUAGAGCAUUAUAUGCACAGGCCUUGACAGAUGCAGGUAAAUUUGAUGAGGCCGAUAGAGAGUUUGAAAAAGCAAUCAAAUUAGAACCCGAUAAUGCCACAGCAAUGGUACAUAGAGGGUUGUUACAGUUACAAUGGAAACAAGAUGUUGAAGAAGCUAUAAAAAACAUAAACCAAGCUAUUGAUGUAGAUAAUAAAUGUGAAUAUGCAUAUGAAGUACUGGGAACACUGGAAGUUCAAAGAUCAAACAUGCAGAAAGCUAUGGACUUGUUCCAGAAAGCAAUACAUUUAUCCAGAACUGAAUCUGAGAUGGCACAUCUGUAUUCAUUACUAGAUGCUGCACAUGCUCAGUUGAAGGUUGCAAAAAAUUUAGGAAUCACAUUACCUGGCCCUAUGGGUAUGGGAAUGCCAUAAAUGUAAAAGAAA
Molecule: messenger RNA, 1811 nt
Organism: Mytilus trossulus (common blue mussel)
Lineage: Eukaryota; Metazoa; Mollusca; Bivalvia; Mytilida; Mytilidae
Product: mitochondrial import receptor subunit TOM70-like
Exons: 12
Coding region: 27-1799 (590 amino acids)
Biological process (GO): protein import into mitochondrial matrix; protein insertion into mitochondrial inner membrane
Cellular component (GO): mitochondrial outer membrane
Molecular function (GO): protein binding; transmembrane protein transporter activity
Source: RefSeq, a predicted model, not a curated record